Molecule: messenger RNA, 726 nt
Organism: Andrographis paniculata
Lineage: Eukaryota; Viridiplantae; Streptophyta; Magnoliopsida; Lamiales; Acanthaceae
Product: 50S ribosomal protein L29, chloroplastic
Exons: 2
Coding region: 54-563 (169 amino acids)
Biological process (GO): translation
Cellular component (GO): ribosome; chloroplast
Molecular function (GO): structural constituent of ribosome
Source: RefSeq, a predicted model, not a curated record
GGCUUGGCUUAUCUUCAACCUUCAGAAGACUUCACAGUCGAGAGAAAGCAGCAAUGGCGAGCCUCUCCAUAUCGACCAUCCCCUUUAUUUCUAAAUCGAGCCUCGGGAGGUCUUCUUCAUCCUCUUCUGCCUUCCACGGCGUGAGAAUGGUGCAAUUUUUCCGGUCGCAGUGCCAUGGGAUAUCCACCGCUCGUUCUUCAAAUGCCUCUGCGGUGAUGAUGGCGAAGAGAGAGGAGGAAUUGAAGGAAAUAAGAGAGAAGUCUACUGAAGAUCUGAAUGAGGAAAUCGUAGACCUUAAAGGAGAGCUUUUGAUGCUCCGCCUCCAGCGCUCCGCUCGGAAUGAAUUCAAGUCCAGCGAGUUUCACCGCAUGCGUAAACGGAUUGCUCGGAUGCUGACGGUAAAGAGGGAACGCGAGUUAGAAGAAGGAAUAGGGAAGAGGCAAUCUCGAAAGCUGGACAAAAAAUGGAAGAAGAGCAUCGUUCCAAGACCGCCACCGUCACUAAAGAAAUUACAAGAAGAGGAAGCGGCUGCCGAAGCCAAAGAAGCAGGAAAGUCAACUUGAACCCAACCCCAUUGUUUGGAUGUUUUCUUGUACUGUGUUUUUGUUUGUUUGUUUGUUUGUUUGUUUGUAUCAUUUAAGAAAAUUUGGUGGUCGUUUUUGAUAUGCAUAAUGCAUGUAUGUUUCAUUCCAAUUAUAUCUAGUGCAUUGCUCGACCUACCUGCCA